CUCUAACACCGCCAUACUGUAGACAAACUUUGACGUGUUAACUAUUGAGCUGAGGAGGUUGAGGGGCGUCCAUAUAUAAUAUAGCCAUAAUUGCAUGUGUCAUAGAUAUGGGCUCAUCAUCUGAAGAUGAUGGCCACUUGGUUGUGAAGGAGGAAGAAGUCGGAGACGACCUCGGCGAUGACAUGGAUCUCUGGGACUCACACGCCCGCAGAUCUGCCUUUUCUCCCUAUAGGCCAGUAACUGUGUUGACAAACUUGCAACGUGGGAAUAUCCAAACCCAAACUACACAAGCUGAGCCAGAUGACUUCACUCUUCACAACCGAGCAGCCAUGGGGGAACUGUCUGCUGAUGAUCUGAGAGAAAUUGAUGUUGAUGAAAUGGACAGCAGUGGAUUUGCACCAAUUAUGUGGGCAGCAUACUAUGGUCAGCUACCUACUGUGAGACUGCUCAUCCAGAACAGGGCUAAAGUCAACAUAGAGGGAGAAGACGGAGAAACUGCCCUUCUUCUGGCUGCCAGCAACGGCCACCAUGAAAUAAUCAAACUGUUGAUCAGUUUUAGUGCCGACCCCAACCAUGUUGACCAUAUGGGAAAUACUGCAUUAAUGUAUGCAGCACAUAAUGACCAUUCACACUGUGCAAAUGAGCUGCUGGAGCACGGAGCAGACAUCACAGCUACAAAUGUUGCUGGUUCUUCUGCAUUCAGUAUAGCAGUGACCAGAGGAAGCAAACAAGUACAAGUGAUCAUGGAACGCCACUUACUGAAGCUGCUUGAGCCCUCCUGAGACCCUCCUCCCGUACUCUGAGGAUGAUUAAGAGUCCGAUCAUUGUAUGUGUAGUGCCCUAAGAUUUUUAUAUUUAGGUGUUUAUUACUAACAACUGUACUUUUAGUGACAAGAAAUUAAUUUUAUUAGUUUAAUCAUUGUACCUGUGUUAAACAGUUAAUAGAUUUAUAUAGAUUGUUUCAAGACAAUUUAUUGGUGAGAUAGUCCGGGAAAAGUUUAUUAUAUUAGUUUACUGUAGCUGUACUGUAUUGUAGUAAACAUAGAUUCAUACAUUAAGAUGUAGUUUGUUUACUAAUGAUAUUAGUACUUGUAGUAUCUGUAGAUUCAUGUACAGUAGUUCAAUUAAGAUGUUUUAUAUUUAAUGAUGACUGUUUGAGAUAAGAUGCUCAUUGGCUGUGUUGUUUUGAGUUUUAUACAGUGGCACUAUUGAUCAAGCAAAUGGUAUGAUCCUUAGUCCAUUGGGCAUUAUGUGUGUUAAGUUGGAAGAAGUAAGGUAGGUAGGAAGGAAGAGAGAGUAAGCUGUGAUGUGCAGCCAUGUAGAUGUAAACGCUAGCUCGGUAUAGACAAAGUUGGUUGGUAAAAAGUAAACUGCGGAUAUGUGUAUAUGGUUCCAUUGAAGUCCGUCUGAACAAGAGCAACCUGUACAUAUGCUUUUCAUACUGCAGAUGGUUUAUAGGGUUCAUUUUAAAUAACUUCUACAUACUUUGAGAUUUCUGACUGGAAGAUAAAAACUAUGCUCAGGGGCAGAGCUAUGAAUAUUUUGGGGAGCUUAACCUGACGCUAUGUGGAGGUAAAUUAUCGUUAGAAGUCGCACCUUUAUUUGUUGGUAUAUUGUACCUUACAUUAGCCUCAAAGGGUACACGGGCAUAACUGUUCCCAUCCUUGGCCAGGCGACGGGUAACAGGAGGGAACAACUUACUUUCCAGAUCCUCACAUUGUAACACAGGAGUAUAAAAUAUUCAACUAACAAUCUCUCAAUAAAUUUAAUUAUAAAGACAUAGGGACAAACAAAACCUUCAAGAAUCACUAAUUCAUCAUUCUAAGUCGGCUUUACAUAGUUCCAUAUUACAUCAUCUAUACAUCCUCUUGACACUACACUUAACACAAUUCAGUAAAUAUUAAAAGGUUGCCAGGCACAGUUAGUAAGGGCUGUAUCUCCCUAAACUUUCUCCUGCCAAUAUCAAGACCUAACCUUAACUAAUUAGCAAGGCCCUCGAUCACUAAAUAGCACACACAACUUACAUGAUCCACUUCCAUAUGGAGAACACCCCAGCGAUGGUCUGUCUUCUCUUGUCUACUGGUAGGCUUUCCGGAUUUCCCUCACCCUCCCAGUUUUAUAUUCUACCUAAAUGAGUCCCUCCCUUUUCCCAUACCUCUUUGAAGCUUUGAGGUUUUACACCCCAUCUAAUUUCUUCACUUUUGGUUCAUAGCUUCAAAGAUUUGAUAGUCAGCUAGUUUUCCUAUGCUCUGUAGUGGUGAAUGAUGUGGUGGCCAUUCGUGUAACAAUAACUUUGAUUUAAGAUUGAAGGAACAUUUUCUUGGGAAAUUUUAGGUUUUAGGUUGUUGAAAAAGUGAAGUUAGGCUCAUAGGCACUCAUUGAAUCCCCAUGUUGGGUCCAUGUGAGGUGUUAGACAGUGUGUAUUUGUACUGUAUUUGUGUUUUAUUGUUCUUCAUUACCUUGCUGAGAUAAAAAAAGUUUGUUCUUUAUUAUGUUCUCUGUAAGUACAAUACAAUACUCACCUUGCAAUUUGUGGAAAGUUGAAAAUAAGCAGAUGAUGAUUAUCUGAAGGGGUUUCUAUUUCUUGAAAACCUGAAUAAUGAUGUACAGUCGGGGACAAAAGUUGGCUCCCUGUGGUGAAACUGAGUCAAGGGAAUGAGUGUCUGAACUUACCCUGACUGUUGUGCUGUUUUAUCUCAUUUAUUCCAGUAAUUUUUAUCUCGCAUCACAAGUAUAUAUUCAAGUUGUGUUGGUAGUUAGAGCAAAUAAUGGGAGUCAUGUGAAUAAAAUAUAUUUCUUUGUAAUGCCAUUUAUGUGAAGCUAAGAAUUUCCUGAUGAUGGUAGUCAUAGCAGAUGAUGUGGAGUGUUUUUAGCAAGGAAGUGAACUAAGGAGUGUUGGAAUAUACCAGAAUAGCUUUAUAGGCUUACAAUGUAGCUACAGUCCCCCAAAAAAGUAUCGUUAAAUUUUCCGUCGCUAUAAUUUGAAACGCUAGACGAAAUGUUCUUAUAUGAUUCCCAGCGCAUCAUCAUAAGUUGGUACGCUUGCUGGCCAUAUCGGCAACCGCUAGAGAUGAGGGUAGGAUUGGGGGAGGGAGUCAUCCAUGUGUGGCGUACUAGAUACUUAAAUACUGUACGUAUAACAAUAAAUCCCUUGAGCUAUAUUAAUGCGAGUGUUGUUACGAUGCAGGGCGAGAUUUUAACCUGCCCAACAAAACUCUUCAACUUUUUUAGUUUUCUAAGUAAGGAAAAUUAUCUUAAAGGUUUGCAUAUAAGUAAUUUAUUGACAAAAGUAUAACUAAUAACUGAUAACAUAAAUUUUAUACAAAAUCUGUACAAAACAAAAAGGAAAAAAUUAAGCUCACAUAUAAUAAUAAAUGAACCGUUCAGUAAAUCCCUCUUUAACAGUAAAUCAUCAACAGCUCAAUAUAAUUUAUAAUCACUCUGGAGCAGUAAGAGUACACAAUAACACAAGAUAAAUAUGGUUUGGGAGACAGGAGACCACAUGUUGACUUCACGGCUAUUACACUUGAACUCUGAAGUCCACCAUAUUAUCUACCUCCUGGCCAGAACCAAUCGCAGGGCUCCACAUACUAUAGUACUAGGGCAGUCGAGCCUUAUACUUCAGACUUUGACUCCGAUAGCCAGUGCCUUCUUUUGGGCAGAUUCUUCCCUAACCCAAAUCCCCUUUACGGUACUGAUGAAUUAUUUCAUCAUAAUGAUAUCAUUCAAAGGUGGCAGAUGUAGAACUACCAACUUUUCAGAAAGAGGUCAAGUAGCAUUGCUGGGAGAGCCUUGAAUUACAUCGACUCCAUGGCUAACGAUACUUAUUGGGGGGGACUGUACAUUUUGUUAAACCUAAGUUAUAUUUUGAUUCAUAAUUGUAAUUGAACAGUAUACAGUAGGAUUUUUUUUUGAAACCAUGUGUCACUUGGUUUCAUUCUGUUCAUUUUCUAUGAUAAAACUUAGGAUAUUGUGUCAAAUUUAAAAAUGCAGAGGCAGACAAGAGCCAGACCUUCACCAUUAUUACUAUGUACCAGGUAUAUCCUGUAUACAGUUUGGUAUUUCUCCCCAGAUAAAGAGAGAUUAUUUAUUUGAACAAUUGAUGAGGACUGAAAGUAGACCUGUGAAAGUUUUUUAUUGUGGGUAUAUAAUUCUUAUCCUUGCUACCAGUGUAAGAAAUGUGCUUAUUAUUGCAUCAUGUUUUGUGGUCAUUUCAGAUAAUUUUAUGUGAAUUAUUGUUAUAAAUAAACCUUGAAUGGACA
Messenger RNA from Homarus americanus (American lobster), 4262 nucleotides. Its product is annotated as ankyrin repeat family A protein 2-like. The record is from RefSeq and is a predicted model, not a curated record. Lineage: Eukaryota; Metazoa; Arthropoda; Malacostraca; Decapoda; Nephropidae. Gene Ontology annotation, molecular function: protein binding. The transcript has 7 exons. Bases 108 to 782 code for a protein of 224 amino acids.